Mustela lutreola (European mink) is the source of this 1952-nucleotide messenger RNA. Its product is annotated as conserved oligomeric Golgi complex subunit 2-like. The transcript is spliced from 2 exons. Gene Ontology annotation, cellular component: membrane; COG complex. Gene Ontology annotation, biological process: protein transport; intra-Golgi vesicle-mediated transport; Golgi organization. Bases 507 to 1082 code for a protein of 191 amino acids. The record is from RefSeq and is a predicted model, not a curated record. Lineage: Eukaryota; Metazoa; Chordata; Mammalia; Carnivora; Mustelidae.
AAGAUGAUGGCUCUCUUUGUUAUACUGUGAUUGUCUUGUUCCCUUCCUGGUGUGAAUUUUCAGUCAGCCAGGGUAGAUGAGUGACUCAGAAAAUGAGUAGUUAGGUCCUGUCAGCACCGUGAGACGCACAGUGCUGCAGUGGGAGUAGCCCGGGCUGGUCCUGCACAUGCCAGCUGGGCUGCCUGCGUCAAGUUCGCCUGGUGCCCUGCGUGCUCUGUUGUGUGAGGCUAACAGUCCCUCCCCCUGCAGGCGGAGUUAGGUUUCUAAAUUUUAGGAAUUAAGGUUUUAGAUUUGGAAGGAACUUGAGAGACCAUAUGCUCCACAUGUCUCAUGAUGGACAUUAAGAACGGACACAUCCCAAAGGAAGCGAUUCUCUGGUCCUAGGUGUCUGCCCCCUUUCACAUCAAGGCAUUCAACUAAGUGGUCAGCCUCCACUGUGCUUGUGUCUCUGGCCCGUAGCACUCGUGCUUCUGCCCCCGUUCGUCCACACUUAGCAGACAGUCUGUAUGCGGCCCUUCUGCAGCCCGUGUGUCUCCAGCGGCUCUGCUUCGCUGCGGCCCUUGGCAGCGCCUGCAGCCCCUCCAGCCAUGUCCACGUUCGGCCCCUGGGGAGCUGGCCCUCCAGUGUUCUUCCCGUCUUUGCUGUUGCUGCUGUGCUCCUCGGAUAGAAACACCUCGCGUAUAGCCCACAUUACGGCCAUGCUGCAGCAGUCCCUGGGAGGCCUGCUGCUAGAAGGGCUUCAGACUUCCAAUGUGGACAUCAUAUGGCACUGCCUCCGGACUUACGCUACAAUUGACAAGACACGGGAUGCAGAGGCGUUAGUCGGUCAAGUACUGGUGAAACCGUACAUGGAUGAGGUUUGUGCCCCAUGCACCUCAUUCCGCAAACACAGAGCAUCUAAUCUGGCUUCGUUUCUUGACUGGGUGCGAGAGAGCUCAGGGCUCUUCCUUGAAGAUGCUCCUAGUUCCUGCUCUUCUGGUUGUAAGAAAAGGUUGGUCCCGCUUGGUGCCCAUCAGCAUGCCAGGAAUCAGGCAUGCGCUCUGGUCUCUUCCAGUGAUGCCAUAGCUCAGGGAUCAUCUUAAUUUAGUAGGGGUGAGGGACUUGCCUAGGAAGAAGGUACGGAUCAGAACAUUUUCAGGUCAAUUUCCAUUUCCCUAAGUUAUACGUCAAUGAAGUUGCCGAAAAGCGUGACCCCACCAAGGCGCCCAUGCCCACUGGAGGAGGUGGAAGACAGCUCUGUGCUCAGGGAAAGUCCGUGAGGGGAGGCAUCUUCGCAGAAUUGAUGUGGCCUAAGUCUUGAAGACCAUGGGGGAGUUUGCCAGGCUAGGAAGGUGGGAGGGAGGGAAUAUUCAAAGAUAAAGGGCUUUUAAGGGCGAGUUAGCAGGGUAGUACCUUAAGUCCAGAACUUGGUUACCCAGUGUUCUUGACCUAUGAGGAUACAGUUAAAUACAGGGAGUCAGUGUAUCUUGCCUCUGAGCGGCCGGAGUAUGGGCUGCACCGUGUGAGGCCGCCAGCAAUCAGCGUCGGUUUCAUCUAGUUUAGGCUGACAGAAGUCAUGAAGCCAGUCUCAGUGUUUGAGGGCUUUCUUCCAGUCACCUGCCAGUGCGAGUGUUCUUUCUGUCCGGUAAGUAUAAAGCUACCCACCAUGACUUCAGGAUGAAAGGCUUCCAGUUUUAAAACGGGACAGUAUCCCAGUGAUAGAAGUGAAAUUGAAGGAUUAAUUUCAGUAAUCUUCUCAGCUUCAUUAGGACUACUAAAAGAAAAUGAUCUGUCAGUUCUUUGUAUGUAUCCUAUUAUAGUUCAUAGCUCUCUCUGUGGGGGUGAAAAAGAUCACAUUAUUCUUUGUCACUAAAUGAAAAUAUUUUAGGUAUUUAAUUUAUGCCCUUUUCAUUGAACUGAAUCUAAUAUGCUAAAUUAGGGAAGUACUUUAUGCUUCCGUGUCGUUAAAUGAA